CAUUAAUUUUCAUUUUUAAUUCAAUAGUUUAUAUUUUAUAUCUUUUAUUAAUAAAUAAUGCUAAAGUCGGCUUAAAUUUAAACUUAGACUUAAACGGCUAAGCACUAAAACUAAAAAGAAUAAAUUUACUAACUAAAGAAGUAAAGAGUUAAAAGAGUAAAGACCUAACCUAAGCCAGACUAAGCCUAGGCCUAAGGCCUAAUAAGGAGUUAGCGUUAGCCUAAGCCUAAAGUUAAAGGGAUCUACACUCUAUACCUAGAUCUAAUUAUUUAAUUAUUAUUAUAUAGAUUCUAGAUCCAGCCUAGCUCUAGAAUCUUAUGAAUCUUAUAUAAUACCUGUACAGAGGUUACUUCAAAAAAGUAGAUGAUUACGUCCUACGCGUCAUGCAUUGAUUUAGUAUAGUAUAGACAGUAUAUAGAUUCUAGUAAUAAUAGUAUUAUUAUUAUAUAGUCAGACUAGUCUCUAUUUUUUAAUUGGCUGGUUGUCAAGAUUGUGAUGAUUAUAGAAAAUUAGAUGCUUUUGAUUCAACUUUAGGCUAGUCAACUUGGAAGGACUUGGUGACACUUAGUAGUAACACUCUGACUUAGUGGCUUAUUCAAUUAAAAAAUCAAAAUGGAUUCAGAACUUUGGGAUAAUGCUGGUGCAUCACAAGAAGAACGAAUUCGAGCUUACGGAUCAACAGGGUCAAAUUUAUCACCUGGACCUAAAAUACGGGAUAAUGAAGAUUUGGAUAUUCAACUUCAUGAUUUCAAGGGGGCACAUUUGAAAGAACCUCUUUUGUUACCAGAGACAAGUACAGUGGUCAUAAGUGGGGACAAAAAGGCUGCCAUUCGCCCAACAUCUUUACAUUCACUCCUGAGCAGUCACUCUGGCAGUCAGCGGAGUAAUUACUCAGAAACCUCAUUCCAUCAGCAUGCCAGUUGGAUUAAACAUCCAAAAGUGAGAGAAAAUUGGAAAAUAGUCGCAGCAUCUGCAUUUCUUUCCUUGCUUGGUAUAGCAUUGAUCCUGACUGGUCUUGGGAUUGCAGUGACACCAUCUAGAGGCUAUCAUUGUCUGAUAUUUGGGAUUAUUGGUUUCUUGUGUGUAGUGCCAGGUGGCUAUCACUUUGUUUAUAUCUACUGCGCUGCAAUAGGGAAGCCUGGUUAUCAGUUUGAAAAUCUGCCAGUUCUACGAUAGCUGCCGAAAAACUCCUGCUGCAUAGUAUCGGAUUGCUGCUGUUGGGCUGGUUUUUUUUUUUUCAUUUGGUUUCUCACACAGUCGUCAGAAAGGAACCAGACAAAUAUUGAAGUUGAAAUGUCCCUUGAUGUUUUAGUGUAAUGAUGAGCCAAUGGACUUACUUCCUGUUUAUUUGAUGUUUUAUUCAGCCAGAUUCUGUUCUCUGAUUUUCUGACAAUGAAGAUCUUGAAUUUUACAUAGAUGUUUUUUUUAGCCAUCUAUCAAUAUGUACAUUAAUUUGUGUCCUGUACUUAGAAUGCAGUGUACUUAACUCUUUGUUUGAAAGAAUGUUUCAUCCAAUUAAAUUAUCAAUAGCAGAAAUUGUACAACUGAAUGAAUCAUAAUUGCUGUAAAGUAUCUGAGGGAUAAAAUGUGCUUUCUGUCUGAUGCAUUGAUGUCUCAAGAGUUUUGCAGAAUUUAAUUCAAACUAGUCAAACAAUGUCGCAUAAUUUAUUAGCUUGAAAUUGAGUCACUGAACUUUUAACCUCACAUCAUCUAGACAUGUCUGGAGACACUACAUUCAUGUUGAUCAGAAUGUAGUUAGUCAAUUACUGGUUAAGCCAAUGAAUGUGUUCAACUCAAAAGUUCGUUAACAUCAUUUUAGCAUUGAACCACUAUGUACACUUAUGUACUUAUGUAUUUUUUUAAAUUAACUUUUUAAUUUGGUUUAGUAAAACUGUAUAAUAUUCCAUUCCUAUUUUCUCUAAGGAAUUAACAGUAAUUCUUCUUUUUGUCUGAUUUAUCUUAGUCUGAGACUGAUAGCUGUUUAAAGUCAACUGUUGGUCUCAGAUCUUCAUCAGGGCUCAUUAGAAAUGUGUAGUGCAGGGCUGUUGUCAAGAUAAAUGGCCAGGGUUAAACAUUGUCAUUGUUAUAGUAGGAGUUCAUGGUAUGUUCUCCAGGCUACAGUGAACAGUUCUUAGUUCUUGUCGUAAAUAAUUUCUAGACAUGACCUAUAUUUCUGUUUAAAGAAAAAAACAAUAUUUAUUCACUCCUGUUUCAAUAUUUGUUGACCAUGUAGUUGGCUCUACAUCAUUCUGUACCUAAGAAAUGAUUUUCUGUGUUGUCCUUCAAUGAAAUAAUUAAGUAAAAAUUUUGGUACCUGAUUUUUAGCAUUUUUUUCACCAUUUCUUCUAAAUAUCUUUAUAUAUUUUUAACAUGGGGGGGACUGGGUAAUGCCUAUCUUGUGAUUCACAAUUAUGACAUAAGAUCUUGUUUGUUUCUAUAAAAAAAAUUUGAAGAUGAAAAGAAAAAGAAGAAAAAAACUGAUACCAAAUUAACAAAGACUCUCAAUGUGGCACAAGAAAUAUUUUUGUUUACUUGGUUUCAGCCACUCUACAUUACUUCUUACAGGCUCAGAGUUUGAAUUGAUUAGAAUGAUCUUUCAUAUUUUUUUUUAAAAUACACAUUUAUUUUUAAACAAAAAAGAUUGUUGAGCAUGAAAAUUUGCUGUCAAUCUAUAUUUAUAUUGAGGGGCAGAGCACUUAACUGUCAAGGAAGAGUCCAGUGGCGUAGAUAGGAAUUUGCCAUCAUUUGGGGUCCGGGGGAGGGGGGGGGGGCUUGGCCUCUUUGGGGAUCCCUACAUUCUGCAUAGUAUUUAAUGUAAUAAAACACUCAUUUGGAACCCCCCCUCAAGUGGGGGCCCGAGGGGAUUUUCCAAUUCUCCAUCCCUGCGCUCUAGCUACGCCGCUGGAAGAGUCCCACCAUUUAGACUGAGUGGUAGAGCACUUUAAUUGUUUUAAGAAGAAGGCUCUUUGUUAAUACUAUCCUUCUGGAGGCUGGAACGUUCGCUAAUGAUUUGUAUCACAUGUUGAGGAUGAGUAAAAGGCAGUUGAUUUGCUGGCCAUAAUACACUUUUGUAAACUAAAAAUUAUACAAAUACUGCUUUGAAUUCAUCUAACAUUCUUUACUUUGCACUAAAAUCAGGCUUUUCUAAUUAAUUUUGUUCAUAUGUCAAUGGAUCAAACAUUUCGUUCCAUUUUUUUUUUUUUUUUUUUUGCAGACAUGACCUAAAAAAUGGUUUUACAUCCAUUUGUGUCAUUGAAAUAUUAUGCUCAUUCAUAAUACCAUGUUUUUUUUUUACUUGUUAUAUUUUUAUCUUCCAUAUUGAAGAGUUUUGUUACCACUUCUGUACAUUGUUCAACAGGGCUUAACAUUUCAUGUUUUAAAAUGAACAAAACAAAUCUGAUACUCAUUCUUGUCAACUAAUUGUAUACAUUCCCCCUUUACCCAUUUCCAUUUAUUGAUAGUUUCUGUGUUUACCCCAGACAUGAUUCAUAUUUUAUUUAUGAAUCUAUUAUUGUAACAUAUUUUAUCUAUGAAUCUCUUGAAGCAUUCACAUAUUUAUUGUGAACAAUGUUGAUAUCAUUUGUAUUUUUACUAAACGGCACAGUUAAAUUGUGCUUUGACAGUACAAGUUUUACUACCUACAAGUGUUGACUAUAUUUAGUCUUGGGGUGAAGUUAUUUUUACUUUUUUUGUUUUUUGCUCAUUUUUAUAACACAUUUUUUGUACAUCAGCUGGACAUUUGAUGGUUUCAUGGAACUGGAAGCUUGAUGGGUAUAGGGAACUGAAAGUUUGGUGGGUUCUGGGAACUGGAAGUUUGUUGGGUUCAGGGAACUGAAAGUUUGAUGGGUUCAGGGAACUGGAAGUUUGAUGGUUUCAGGGAACUGGAAGUUUGUUGGUUUUGGGGAACUGGAAGUUUGAUAGGUUCAGGGAACUGGGAGUUUGAUGGGUUUAGGGAACUGGAAGUUUGUUGGUUUCAGGGAACUGGAAGUUUGAUGGGUUCAGGGAACUGGAAGUAUGUUGGGUUUGGUAAGUUGAAAGUUUAGGCUUGGGAGAUGUAAGUUUAAUGGUUUUAGGAAGAUGUAAGUUUUCAUGGAGCUUUCAGUUUCGUUUGGUUCUUGGAGAUGGAAGUUUGAUAUGUUAAGGGAGAAUUGUAAUUUAAUGCUGUCUUUGAAUGUUGAGGAAAAUAGAAAUACAACUCAGUUUUAGUUAUAAUACUUUAACACUAGAAGCAUUCAUUACUUGUAAAAAUAACUUCCUAAGUCAGUGCUUGUUUUUU
This is a messenger RNA of Biomphalaria glabrata, 4276 nucleotides long. RefSeq names its product transmembrane protein 134-like. The transcript is spliced from 7 exons. Bases 613 to 1176 code for a protein of 187 amino acids. Lineage: Eukaryota; Metazoa; Mollusca; Gastropoda; Planorbidae. The record is from RefSeq and is a predicted model, not a curated record.